UGAUUUUUCCAGGAAUUUGAUUGGUUAGACCUCAACUAAGGUUUGUGACUUGUCCGACUGCAUAAAUACGUGAAUCACGUCUUACAUUUCACUUGCAUGGCAACCAGAGCUGUACAGGUGAGAGGAUUCAGCAACUGGAGCAUCAAGCCUGUGAAGGUGCAAACAUGUCUUUCAAGUCAGGAAUGCACCUGAAUAUCAAAGGGGUCCCCAAAUGCAAUCCGAUUCGUUUCACGAUCGACGUGGGCCACACCAAGGAAGAGAUAGGGCUGCACUUUGACUUCCGCUUCAACUACUUAGGGGAAGAACGCACCAUUGUCUUAAACUCCAUGGAGGGCGGCAUCUGGAAAGAAGAGCAGAGAGAAAAACACUUCCCCUUUGAGGCAGGGCAGGAGUUUGAGAUGACCAUUUCCUUCACCAGUGACAAAUUCUCCAUUAAACUCCAUGAUGGCAAAGUGAUACAUUUCCCCAACCGACUGCAUGAUGACCACUACAAGUACCUUUCAUUGGUCGGAGAUGUCAUGGUCCACAAAAUAAUAGCAAAAUAAAGACCAACUAGGAGGUGCUAGACAUUCCUUUCUGGCUCCUAAUUGGCUGCUCUGCUCCCUGCUUCCUUCCUGCAGCUGUGCUAAGAUUGCACUUUGUCUGCCCCUCCCAAACAUCAGUGCCUUUAAUAUUGUGCUUCUCUGUAGCAUUGCUCUGGUGCCACUACAAGUACCUUUCAUUGGUCGGAGAUGUCAUGGUCCACAGCAUAAUAGCAAAAUAAAGACCAACUAGGAGGGGCUAGACAUUCCUUUCUGGCUCCUGAUUUGCUGCUCUGCUCCCUGCUUCCUUCCUGCAGCUGUGCUAAGAUUGCACUUUGUCUGCCCCUCCCAAACAUCAGUGCCUUUAAUAUUGUGCAUCUCUGUAGCAUUGCUCUGGUGUCUGUGGAAACUCACUGAGUAUGAGAAUCAUUCCUGCUUUGAUAGUAAAUCUCUAGCUUGUCAUGGAG
Anguilla anguilla (European eel) is the source of this 988-nucleotide messenger RNA. Its product is annotated as galactose-binding lectin l-1-like. NCBI's taxonomy places the organism in Eukaryota, Metazoa, Chordata, Actinopteri, Anguilliformes, Anguillidae. Bases 165 to 545 code for a protein of 126 amino acids. The transcript is spliced from 4 exons. Gene Ontology annotation, molecular function: laminin binding; carbohydrate binding. The record is from RefSeq and is a predicted model, not a curated record.